AUGAGUUCUUCUGCAUUAUUUGUACGAGCAUUAUACGAUUUCAACUCGACAGAUUCAUCAAGUCUUUCUUUCAAAAAAAAUGAUAUUAUUCAAGUUUUGACUCAAUCAGAAACUGGUUGGUGGGAUGGUUUGUGUGGAGGUAAACGUGGUUGGUUUCCUAGUAACUAUGUUGCUUUGUCAGAUUGGAUUCUUCAACAUACACCAGAUGGUGAAUUAUUUUAUUAUAAUACAAAAACUGGUGAUUCAUCUUGGGACUUACCAAUAGAUGAUGACAACGAUGACGAUAAAGUCACAUUUAGUGGAUCUACUACUAAUACUAACAAUACUAAUAUUGAUGUAUCUGCAAUUGGUACCAAUGGUCACAAACCAUUACCUAAAAAUUGGAUACGUCAACCUACAGAUAAUGGUAGUACUUAUUACUACUUGAAUGUGGUAACAAGAGAAAUCAGGUGGACCCAUCCUGGUAGAGAUAGUAUUGCUAUUCCCACAAAAAUGCAAGAAAAUAUUGAUGAUGAGGAAUCUGCUGAUAAAGAAAGUAUUUCUAGUUCGAGAUAUACUGGGGAUUAUUAUAAUCAUAUGGAUGUUGAAGCAAAUUCUAAUAAUAAAGAUGAUACUAAAGCAGUAGUAGUAACAGAUGAUCAUCAUCUCUUUCAACCUUCAAUCGAUCAAAAUUACCAAUCAUCAAUUCCAUCUUACAAUAAUUAUAAUAAUACUAUACAUAGUUUAAAUCUAGCCGUAAAGCAAAACGAAAAGCAUCUAUACAACUCAUCUACAGAAUCAAUAGUUGAAAAUGUUCGUAUAAUGUUGUACGCCUCGGGCACAAUUCAAAAAGAUUCAAGAAUAUUUAGAGAAAAUCUACCAUUAAAAACCUAUCAUAAUCAAUUAGUGACCGCAGUUAGUAGAUUGGUAAUCUCAACAAAAGCGGCUGUUAAUACUGCCCCUAAUACUUGGCAAUCGCCUGAGACUAUGUUAGAAAAAAUCAAUGAUGUAUAUCUUGCUAUACAACAAUAUAUUCAAGAAGCUGAAAAUACUGUCAAGAUUAAAAGGAUUAAUCCUAAAAUUUUGAAAAAUUCCAGAGUUGGCGGUGGCUGGCGUGGUAACAAUAUUUUAUCAUCAGCGUCUUCUUCACCACCUGCAUCUCCUCCUAUAUCAACAUCAUCACUACCACAGCGUAGAAUUUCUCCCUCAUUAUCAUUGACUCUGGAUGUUUUUCUCUCACUAGACAAUGUUUCUCGUAACAUAACAAAAUAUUUACAUGUAUUAAUUUUGAACAUUAAAAAAUCAUUAUUGGGCGCUACUAUAUCACCAUCAUCACCACCAACCUCUACACCAACAUCACCAACAUCACCAUUACUACCAGCAUCGCCAUUAUCACCGCCAUUUAGACCUCCUUCUUCUUCUUCAACAUCUUUAACUCCACAACUUGUAAAUUCAAUUCGUCAAAUAGUUUCACAAAUUGGUCAAUUUCUUUAUUAUGUCGAGGAUCUUGAUUUACGCGAGUUAUCAGAAAAAAAUUAUCAAGAUUCCCUAAACGAUUUUAAAGUUUCAAAACAGACUUUGUAUAAUAGCAUAGCCAAUCUCGCUAUCUUUACUCAAUCUGCUGCCAAUCCAUUAUCCUUACCAUUAUUAAAUAAUCCAUUAAAACAAGUAUUGGAUUAUGCCAUUGUAGUUGAGAAAUCGGUAAAUAAUGUUAUUAUAUCAAUUAAGUUUUUGGUAGAAGAAAGUGAAAUACGUAGUAGUGCACCAGAUGCCCCUCCUACUAAACGUCGAGUUCCUCACAAUUUUGUUCCAACAAUUAAUACAACGAUAAACAAUAACGUUAACAACGCUAACAACAACAUUAACAAUUACCAAAUUAUUGAAGAUCCUUCAUCUGCUUCUUCAUUAAUGAUGGAUGAUGAUAUUUCACGCGAAUCUGAUAGCCCGUCAUUUGUUCCAUCUACCACGUCCACAAUAACUUCAUCAUACUCAAUCCCAACAACUGCAAUUUCAUCAUCAACAACGAGUUUGCUGCCUGUUCCAGAAGGUGAAAUAAUGAAUACUACCACUACCACUACCACCACCAAUAAUACAUCAUCAUCACCAAGAUCACCAACAUCAACAACCAAUACAUCAUCAAUAAUAUCAACAUCAACAGUUAUUACUACUGAUUCAACAACCUCCACAUUAAUUGGCGGUGGUGACAAUUUCAACGAGAAUGAUGAUACAGCAAUACCAAAAUCUCCUGUUUCAGAAAAUCCUUCAAUAAUUACUGCUACAUCACUUGGUUCUAGAACUUUUUCAAGUUUCACUAGUCGUCUUCGAUCAAAUAUUUCUGUCUCUACAUCAAAUACUGCUUAUGACAAUUCGUCGAAUAUAUCACAACCAUCACUGCCAUCUUCUUCUACUUCGUCAUUACAAACACCAACAAUAAAAACACCUGCAAAAUCUAACGAACAAUCACCACCAUUAUCUGAUGAUCCAAAACCGCUACAUGAAAAUAAUCCCCCUGGCGAAGAAUUAUGGUUUUUAGAUUACGAUUAUCGUGAGAUUGACAUAAUUUUUAUUAAUGAAAGUAAAACGACGGUAAAAGGCGGAACACUUGAUGCAUUGAUAGAACGAUUAACAAUGCACGAUCUACUAGAUUCGAAUUUCAAUGCCACCUUCCUGCUAACAUAUCGAUCAUUUUGUGAUUCAGAUACAUUUCUCGAGAAAUUAAUAGAUAGAUUUAUUAUCAAACCGCCGGAAGGAAUGACACCAAGUGAGAAAGAGAUAUGGCAAGAGAAGAAACAGACACCGAUCAGGUUGAGAGUUCUUAGCAUAAUGAAAAGUUGGUUGGAGCAUUAUUAUAUGGAUGAUCAAGAUAGUCAUUGUUUGACUAGAAUGAAAGAGUUUGCUAGUACGGUGAUGAGUGAGCAUAUGUCGUUUGCGUCUGUGGGUCUUAUCAAGAUAAUUGAGAAACGACAAUUUCAGCCCGGUGCAAUAUUUCGUGAAUUGAUCAAUACGAGCCCUAUCCUACCACCACAACCUAUCUUGCCAAGAAAUUUAAGAAGAAUUAAAUUUUUGGAUUUGAAUCCUUUGGAAAUUGCAAGGCAGUUGACUAUUAUCGAAAGUAGGUUGUAUAAUAAAAUAAGACCUGUCGAGUGUUUAAAUAAGGCUUGGAGUAAAGAGGAAGGCGGUGAGAUUGCUAAAAAUAUUAAAGCUAUGAUUGUUAAUAGAUGGGUAGCGGAAAUGAUACUGAAUAAUCCAGAUAUAAGAAGACGAUGUGCAUUAAUAAAACAUUUUGUGGCGGUGGCAGAUAAAUGCUUACUAUUGAAUAAUUUCAAUUCACUUACCGCAAUCAUAUCAGGAUUAAAUAGUGCUCCAAUUCAUCGAUUGAGAAGAACAUGGGAAACUGCUAGUCAGAAAACGAUCACGUUGUUAGAAGGUUUAAAUAGAGUCAUGAAUUCUACAAAAAACUUUUUUGCAUAUCGUGAAACUUUACAUAGUGUCAAUCCGCCUUGUGUACCGUUUUUAGGUGUAUAUUUAACAGAUUUAACAUUUAUUGAAGAUGGCAAUCCAAAUAUACUUAAAAAACAAACAAAUAUAAUCAAUUUUUCAAAAAGAAUGAAAACAGCAGAGGUUAUUAGAGAAAUUCAACAAUAUCAAUCAGUUCCUUAUAAUUUAACCUCUGUUCAAGAAAUACAGGUUUUCAUAGAGACUAACUUAAAAGAUAGUGAUGAUGUAGCUAAUUUAUAUGAUAAAAAAGAUGAAAAAAUUGCUAGAUUGUUACAAGAAUCUGGUUUCUUAUAA
This is a messenger RNA of Entrophospora sp. SA101, 3771 nucleotides long. Lineage: Eukaryota; Fungi; Glomeromycota; Glomeromycetes; Entrophosporales; Entrophosporaceae. The record is from the annotation of a GenBank genome assembly.